AUGACUGAGGGUCUGGACGGUAAGUGGAAGUGCAAUGUUUGUCAUUCAAUGGCGACCGCAAGUGGUGAUUCCAUAUCUGGAGGAACCAACACUACCUCACGGUCAACACGGCUCCAGUUACAACUCAUGCGACUGGAGGAAGAGAAAAGGGCACAGGAGAAACUAAUUCUAGAGCAGCAGGAGCAGGAUCGUAUUCGCCAGGAGAAAGCUCUAGAAGCCAAAGCAGCACUUGAUAGAAGGUAUCUAGACGAGAAGUAUGCUCUGCUAGUUGCCGAAGUAGAGGAGGAGGAAGCUGGAAGUCAUAGAAGUCGCCGUAGUCGAGUUAGCCGACGCAGCCAUGUGCAAGAAUGGAUUGAAGGAUUAGACGAAGCUGCUGGUGGAAACCCAGUGCCGGUUAACGUUGAUAAGAUUUUGCCACCGAUUACUUUUGGCACUGGACUAUUUGCGCCUAGCGGAGGUAUGUUAUCGAGAUACACUGGAACAGUGCAUAAAAAACCAGGAAACCAAGUGGCUAGUAGUAGAGACAAAUUUCCACUGUUCAGUGAUUUAGUCGCCGACAAUGUUGGUACUGUGGAUAUGGAUCCGAUCACUGCUUCGACUCCAGUUCGAUCGAUUGAUGAAUGUCGUUCAACAGCAUUACCUAACUCGCUUCCACCAGUAAGCGAAUCAUCAUUAUUGCCGUCAAAUGUCGUGCAACUUACAAAUCUGGAUGACGAAUCGGCCCGAUCUACUACAGCACAACCACCAAAAGCGUUCCAAACACAAGUAUCGCAGUCGUCGCUGUCUCCACCGGUACCACAAGCGUCUCAAGUGGCAUCUAUCCAUUCUUCGAAUCAACAACUAUCGUGUGCACAACGACCUUGCGCGGUGCAGUCAGUAAUCGGACCAUCGUACCGACAACCGCAUUUAUCGAGGUCUGGUAUAUGUGACCAGCUAGAAGAUCGAUCAUUGCCCCCAUCUGUGUUGCGCGCAGAAGAAUCAUAUACACCACCACCACCACCAUCACCGCAACCGCCCGGUUCGGUUGUCUCAUCAGCGCUAGCGCAUCGACCAUGGUCAUCGCAUCCGUCACAACAGCAACAGUCUCAACCAUACGUCAAUCAGCUGCAACAGCUACAGACUCAGCAGGCGUCGUGGGGGCAAUUCCAACAGCAAUUGUCUGCUAGGCAGGUUGUACCCAAGGAGCUGCCAAUUUUCAAUGGUUGCCCUGAGGAAUGGCCGCUUUUUAUAAGCAGUUUUCGAAACUCCACCACAAUGUGUGGGUAUUCUCAAGCAGAAAACUUAAUGCGACUGCAAAAAUGCCUCAAGGGCAAAGCAUUGGAGUCCGUUCGGAGCAACCUUCUGCUACCUUCAUCGGUCCCGAAAGUAAUGGAAACAUUGGAAUCUUUGUUCGGGAGCCCAGAGCGACUAGUACAGUCACUGCUCGUAAAGGUACGAAGUGUCCCCACCCCGAAAGCGGAGCGACUUGAGACGCUUGUUAAUUUUGGUCUCGUCGUUCAGAACCUCGUUGGUCAUCUGAUGGCAGCAAAUCAGCAAGCACAUCUAACAAACCCAACCCUUCUUCAGGAGCUCGUAGACAAACUGCCACCAAAUAUUCGGCUCGAUUGGGCAUUGUACAAAAGAAACGUAGGACUGGUUGAUUUGGGAACAUUUUGCGAGUAUAUGAGUGCAAUUACAUCCGCCGCGAGCGACGUAGCUCACUUCAGCGACUUCGACGGAGCUAGGAUCGGUGGAGCAGAGAAGCCAAAAAGAGAGAAAGCGUUCAUCCACAGUCACGCGAUUGUUGAACCGCGAAAAUUCGUUCAGCAGGGAAGGAAAGCGGACACCCAAGGAAAGCCUUGUUACAUCUGUCAGAGUGUGAAACACCGAAUCAAGGACUGCAACAAAUUUAAAUCUUUGAGUCUGAGAGAUCGUUUGAAAGCCGUGGAAACAUACCAACUUUGUAACAGUUGUCUGGUGCCGCACGGACGAUGGUCCUGCAAGUCAACUCGUACCUGUGGAAUCGCAGAUUGCACUAUGAGACAUCAUCCAUCUUUGCACCCAUACCAAGCAUACGCCGUUAAACCAACAACAUCCGAAAGCACUGACUCAGAAUCAAAAUUACGUACCGUCGUCAACAUUCACAAUCGAAGUCGAAGCACUACGAUAUUCCGAAUAAUCCCAGUAGUAUUGAACGGUAAAGGAGUUCAAAUAUCAACCUUCGCCUUCCUAGAUGAAGGAUCAUCAUCAACAUUGAUCGAUAAAGAACUGGCAGAUCUGCUGAAUUUGGAAGGAAAAUUGCAACCUCUAUGUUUGACCUGGACAGCGAAAGUUACGCGACAUGAAGCCAAUUCUCGCCAGGUUGAUUUGAAAAUAUCAGGAACACAAAGCGGAAGAACCUUCGCCUUAACAGAUGUUAGCACGGUAAGCCGGUUGGAUCUUCCAAUUCAGUCUCUACGGUACGCAGAGCUGUCAUCACAGUUUCCAUAUUUGACUAAACUACCGAUCGAAAGUUACGAAGAAGCGAUUCCACGAAUCCUAAUUGGUCUAGACAACAUUAAAUUGUCCCUGCCUCUCAAGACACGGGAAGGAGGAUCGGAUGGACCUGUUGCAGCGAAAACGAGAUUGGGAUGGUCACUGUUUGGUAAUACCGGUGGAUCGAAGCUGGAUAAAAUGUUUCCAAUUUUGCACAUCUGCAAAAACGCUGAGGAAAGCGACAUACACGACCUUGUGAAAGGAUAUUUCGCGAUGGAGAACCUUGGAGUAUCCGUCACAUGCGGUCCAGAGGCAGAAGAGGACCGGAGAGCGAGAGAAAUUUUGCAGCGAACGAUGAUCAGAUGUACAGACGGUCACUACGAAACCGGGUUAUUGUGGCGCUAUGAUGUAGUUGAACUGCCGGCUAGUUUCAGCAUGGCCGAACGGCGUUUAGUUUGCCUUGAGCGCAAAUUGCGGAAAUAUCCGGAGUUAAAAAUGAGCUUGGAGAAACAGAUAUCUGAAUACCAGAGCAAAGGAUAUGCUCACAAAGCGACGUCGAAGGAGCUGCAGGAUAGUAAUCCGAAUCGAAUCUGGUAUCUCCCAUUGGGAGUAGUCACAAAUCCACGCAAGCCCGGAAAAGUGCGCAUUAUCUGGGACGCUGCAGCCAAAGUGAAAGGAGUAUCUCUUAACGACAUGUUGCUGAAGGGCCCGGACUUGCUAACUUCCUUACCAUCGGUCUUAUGUCGUUUUCGCCAACGGAAGAUAGCGAUAGCGGGUGACAUCCGCGAGAUGUAUCACCAGUUGAAGAUUCGAAGUGAGGAUCGACAAGUUCAACGGUUUCUUUACAGAAGCGAUCCAACCAGUAAUCCCGACGUUUACGUCAUGGACGUAGCCAUUUUUGGAUCGACUUGUUCGCCUUGUUCAGCAAACUACGUAAAAAACACGAACGCAAUGCAAUGGAAAGACCAAUUUCCAGAAGCAGCAAAGGCGGUAGUUGAGAACCACUAUGUAGACGAUUUUUUGGAUAGUCGAGACACCGAAGAACAAAUGGCUAAAUUGGCAGAGGAAGUACGGAAAAUUCAAGAAAAAGCUGGAUUCGACAUACGACGUUGGUGUUCGAAUUCGAAGAAGGUGCUACAAGCAUUGGGAGAAGACGCUAUGGAAACGAUGAAGGACUUCAGUGUCGACAAAGAUAAGCAAGUGGAACGUGUCUUGGGAAUGGCCUGGGUAUCAGACGAGGACGUCUUCGUAUACUCUGUGAAUAUACCAAACGAACUGGAUGGUUCGGAGUCAUCGAGAGCCGUAACAACUAAGCGAAGUAUUCUCAAAUUUGUUAUGAGCGUAUUUGAUCCACUCGGAUUAAUAUCAAACGUGCUCAUCCAUGGUAAAAUGAUUAUUCAAGAUCUUUGGAGGGUUCAACUUGGAUGGGAUGAAGCUAUUCCAGUAAAUAUUCUCGAACUUUGGAUACGCUGGAUCGAACAAAUCUCGAAACUGAAUCAGAUUCGUAUUCCGCGUUGCUAUUUUCCGGAAUAUGAUCACGAAAGUUUUCAAACAUUGCAACUCCAUGUUUUUGUUGAUGCAAGUGAAUCAGCAUUUGUCUGUGUCGCUUACUUCCGGAUAAUCGAUCGUGGACAGCCCCGGUGCUCUUUGGUAGCAUCAAAAGCUAAAGUGGCCCCGUUGAAGCCACUGUCAAUCCCCAGGUUGGAGCUGCAAGCGGCAGUUAUCGGAAGCCGUCUAGCCAAAUCCGUAGUUGAGUACCAUACAAUUCCGGUGAGUCGCAGAUUCCUGUGGAGUGAUUCUAAAACAGUCCUCUCCUGGAUCAAUUCUGAUGCUAGGAAGUAUCGUCAGUAUGUAGCGGUACGAAUCGGGGAAAUUCUAGAGGAAACGCAGCCUGAAGAGUGGAACUGGGUUCCCACCAAACUCAACGUGGCUGAUGAGGCUACAAAAUGGGGAAAGGGGGCUACCGUUCAUCCAGAAAGCCGAUGGUUGAAGGGGCCUGAUUUUCUUCUCCAGCUGGAAAAAGACUGGCCACAGGCAUAUGUGCCACUGCAAAAUACCGAGGAGGAAUUACGUGCAAUUCACUUGCAUCGAACAGUGUUAUUGCGGCCUUACAUCGACUAUAACCGGUUCUCCAAGUGGGAAAGAAUUUUGCGAAGUACAGGGUAUAUUUACUCUUUCAUGGACCAUCUCUCCAAAUUGAGAAACCAGGGAUCAACACAAGCGCCGCAUGGAUUGACACGAGAAAACUUAGUUCAAGCGGAAAGAGCACUGUGGCGCCUUGCACAAGAGGAAGUAUAUUCAGACGAAAUAGCGGUUCUACGACACCCGCAUAGAUCCGAUAGCAGCAAGCAGUCAAUCGUUGGGAAAAGCAGCGCACUUCGACAACUAUCACCGUUUCUGGAUCAGUUCGGAGUGGUUCGUAUGCAGGGUCGGACUGAAGCAUCACCUACUGCCACAUAUGACGCAAACGAACUGGACGGACUGGACGUACUGGACGGACUGGACGGACUGGACGGACUGGACGGAAUAGACGGACUGGAAGAACUUGUUGUGACGGAUCCGGACUUCGAACACCAGAACACCAGAGCUUGA
Messenger RNA from Armigeres subalbatus, 5046 nucleotides. RefSeq lists its product as uncharacterized. Bases 1 to 5046 code for a protein of 1681 amino acids. The transcript has 3 exons. The record is from RefSeq and is a predicted model, not a curated record. NCBI's taxonomy places the organism in Eukaryota, Metazoa, Arthropoda, Insecta, Diptera, Culicidae.